Oldenlandia corymbosa var. corymbosa is the source of this 1470-nucleotide messenger RNA. NCBI's taxonomy places the organism in Eukaryota, Viridiplantae, Streptophyta, Magnoliopsida, Gentianales, Rubiaceae. The record is from the annotation of a GenBank genome assembly.
UUAACUUCAAAGAAAUGGCCAGGAAAUAUGUCAUUCCUGGUGGCGAAGCUACUACGAUUUUACCCAGUUGCAGCUGGUUGUUAUGACCGCGACCCCGGCGACGGCAAAUGGCGUUACCGGCGACGGCAAUCACCCCUGCACCUCGUGAGAUUUUGUUGUUUAGAAGCCUGUCAUGUCAACUACGUAUCCCUGUAGUUCGGAGCGUACUUUAUCGACCAGUCUCUGCCACUUCUUGUUCUAGGGGAUCACCGAGAAUGCAACUGUUAAGCGAUUCCCCCAAUGAUCCUCUCAAGAUCAAGAUAAACUGGGAUUAUGCUGCAAAGAAGAUACACGAGGUCAUCCCUGAUUCAAUUCAAAAUUUUCCAUGGUCUGAGGCAGAGAGCGUUGCUACAAAGCGUGUUCUUAGCUUAUUGCAGGAGACAUGGAAAUGGUCUCUUGCAGCUUUAUUUGUUCUUGGUUUUCUGUCUGAUAUCGCUUAUGCUAUAUCCAGAAACAAAGAGCUAUUCAUUCCGUUUGGCCUUCUGUGUGGAUGUGUGGUUUCUGAAUUUUUGAAAGAAGCAUAUCAAGAAUUACUUCAGCGUUCUCAGGAGAGAAGCAAGACUUGGCACUUUCUGGGUACGGCUUCGCUCUUUGCUUUGAUUAGGAUAGUUGCCGUAUCUUCUGCUUUGCCACAACCAUUUCUGUUGUUCGCCGCAAAUGGUGGGUUCAUGCAUAUCCUCUGGCAAUUGAAAAAUUUUCUUAGGGCGGCAGUACGACAGAUGUAAAUUUUGAAAAUCAUUCCAAUUUUCAGAGUGUAGAAAAUUAGACUUCUCUUGUUGAAGUUGAAACUGUUCAAAAUUAAAUCUCAAGGUCGCAGUUUUGAUGUGCUCAUGAACAUUUUGGUUUACAUUUUUGACUUACAAAGGCGUUGUAAAUUGUAACUACUAACUAAAAUAUAUGCAUAAUUUUGAUAUCUAAAUUCUGGUCAUUUGGACUAAACACAAUCUGCACAAAGAAGCUGUAUAGUAGGUGCUGGCGUAGUAGAUGUGUUAUGUUUUUGCAGCCGUCAGCAAGGUGAAGCACAACAGAUAUGUCAAACAGAAUUUUAAAUCUGUGCAAACCUUUAAAAUGUUUAGAGUUAUCAACAUUCUACUGAAGCACUAAAGAAGCUACACUUUCCCACAAAAUUUUGCAUCAUAAACAACUUCCAUAUACAAACACGGCCAUCGAAAUGCUUGGACAUUUCUUACAUGACCAACAACAAAUCGUGUGCCUGUAAGAAACAACUAAUUUGCCUAGUACUACAAUUCCAUCUCUCUGAUUUCUGGUGAUGAAUGUCCUACCCAUAUUCCGGAUAACUGAGCAGGUCUUUUUCCUGAAAGCCAAAAAAGAUGACAAACAUAUAUUUAGCAGACACAAAAACACAUGCAAAAGAUGAUUGCUUAUGCAAAAGAUUGAGUUAUUCAAACCUGCGGUUGUAUCCCCUGGGUC